This is a messenger RNA of Arachis duranensis, 1125 nucleotides long. RefSeq names its product zinc-finger homeodomain protein 2-like. Gene Ontology annotation, biological process: regulation of developmental process; regulation of DNA-templated transcription. Bases 123 to 881 code for a protein of 252 amino acids. The transcript has a single exon. Lineage: Eukaryota; Viridiplantae; Streptophyta; Magnoliopsida; Fabales; Fabaceae. Gene Ontology annotation, molecular function: DNA-binding transcription factor activity; transcription cis-regulatory region binding. Gene Ontology annotation, cellular component: nucleus. The record is from RefSeq and is a predicted model, not a curated record.
ACAAAAAUGGCUUAGCUACCGGAAUCUGCCGGUGGAAGACAAAGGAUUGUGAGAGAUAUAAAGCAGAGAAAUCAGCACCUCCCUUCUCGCAAUCCAGAGAGAGAAAGAGACACAACAAAAUAAUGGACUUCGAGGAAGACUUCACCAUCCCCCCACCACCGAGUUACGCUGACUCAGUUCCCAACCCUUCGCGUGUCAAAAUGCCCACUAACCCACCGCCACCACCAGCCAUGCCGCGAAACAGCGGAAAGGGGAGGUACAUGGAGUGUCUCAAGAACCACGCGCUCGCCCUCGGAGGCCACGCGCUCGACGGCUGCGGUGAGUUCAUGCCCGCUGGAGCUGACGGCACCCUCGACGCACUAAACUGCGCUGCCUGCAACUGCCACCGCAACUUCCACCGCAAGGAAACCGUCGCCGGAGAUGCUUUCUUGCUACCUCACCACCACUACAACCCUUUCCAUAACCACCGCCACCACCAAGCGUUUCCGCAAUUCGCGGCGUGUUACCGCGCUCAGGGAGCUGGAUACCUCCACGUGUCAGGACAUCAAAGAGGAGGCAGUACCCCGACUCUGGCUCUUCCGUCGAUCUCCGGCGGCGGCGGUGGUACCACACAGAGUACGAGGGACGAUCACGAGGAUGGUUCGGAACCUAGUGGCGGCGGCGGCGGUGUAGGUUCGGCGUCGAAGAAGAGGUUCAGAACGAAGUUCAGUCCGGAGCAGAAGGAAAAGAUGACGGUGUUUGCGGAGAGCGUAGGGUGGAAGCUUCAGAAGCUUGACGAGGUGGCGGUUCAGGAGUUCUGCGAUGAGGUUGGAGUGAAGCGUCACGUUCUCAAGGUUUGGAUGCAUAACCACAAGAACACCCUCGCUAUCAAGAAGCCCUAGCUACCUUCCUCAUCAUCUCUAAUUAGGGUUUAUUCAAUUCUCUUAAUAUUUAUUAAACUGGGGUUUCCAUUCGUUCGUUAAUUAGUAUUAGUUAGUUAUUUUAAUUUUAAUUUUAUUUGGUGGAUCGGUGUUUUUUAAGUUAAGAGUAGUACUUAAUUUGUAUGGACGAUGAUGAAUGAGCAUUAUUUCAUCAUCAGUUUGUUUGUGUGUCUUGAAUAAUACAAUGGUGGCCUGGGAACCUAAA